Molecule: messenger RNA, 1200 nt
Organism: Sapajus apella (tufted capuchin)
Lineage: Eukaryota; Metazoa; Chordata; Mammalia; Primates; Cebidae
Gene: FAM174C
Product: family with sequence similarity 174 member C
Exons: 3
Coding region: 560-958 (132 amino acids)
Cellular component (GO): extracellular region
Source: RefSeq, a predicted model, not a curated record
AAGACCGCGCGGGGCUGGCCACAGGGGGGGUUCGCAGCGUGGAGACGACGGCCGGGCGGUGGGGGUUCUGAGGCGCACUCGGCCUUUGGGGCGCGGCGGCCGCGCAGCUGCUGUCGAACCCCGUCUCGGGCGGAGCCCCGGGGCACCUGCAGCAGGCUGCGGAAGCGGGCGCCUCCUUCCUGGGCCCUGAACACCGCCGAGCGGCCUGAGUGCGAGGCCGGGAGGAGGGGCGGGGACGAGCGGCCCGAGUUCCUGAGACCGGCGCCCGCCCAGCCAACCCUCUUUCCUCGGAGGCCGCGCCCCGCGCCGGGCUGGCGCUCGUGGGUUCUGCCCGCCGUGCCUUGCCGGGGCUCCCACGGGCGGGGUCCGCGAAAAUGAGGCUCAGCGGCAGGCGUGCGGGGCACUCUGGGUAGCGCUCCGGCGCACCCGGCCGAGGCGGGCAGGGGGCGGGGCCGGGCGUCGAGCUCCGCCCCUGCGCCCCAUUGGCCGGCAUCGUCCCCGCGUGCCUGACUGACAGCCGCGCGUAGGGGCGGGGCACCGCCACCGCUUCCACCGGGCCAUGGGGCCGAGCGUGUUGCCGCCGCCUCUGCUGCUGCUUCUGCCGGUGCUGCUGCUGGCGGCAGUGCCGUGCGGUGCCGAGGAGGCCUCGCCGCCGCGGCCCGCAGAGGCCACACUGUCGCCGCCACCGGCCGUGACGAACGGGAGCCAGCCCGGCGGUCCGCACAACAGCACGCACGCGCGUCCGCCGGGAACGUCGGGCUCGGCGCUGCUGCGCUCCCUCUACGUGAUCAUGGGCUUCUGCGGCCUUGCCGUGCUCUACUUCCUCAUCCGGGAGUUCAGGUUGAAGAAGCCUCAGCGGAGGCGAUACGGCCUCCUGGCCAACACCGAGGACCCCACCGAGACGGCCUCGCUGGACAGCGAUGAGGAGACGGUCUUUGAGUCUCGGAAUCUGAGAUGAUGCUGAGCCAGGGAGGCGACCUUUCCAUGAGGGAAGGACAGGAGACAGGGCCCACCCAGUGUCCAGCAACCCCCGCCCCACUGCUUAUUCUGCGGACCUCCAGGCUGGCCUCACCCAGUGCCAGCCUCACCCAGUGCCAGCCUCACCCAGUGCCAGCUUGAGAGUCCUUUUGGACCCUGUGCAGCCCGCCCUCCUGCUGCUGCCCACACCCGCCGCCAGACAGCACAGCCUCGCCUCCCGGA